GUGCUUGCCGUAGUUUCCGCUGCAGCUGUGUGUCAGCGCUAAAUAAAGACAGUAAUCGGGAGAAUAAAGCGCUGUUGUGCGCUCGCGCUUCAAUCCCGCAAAUUCACAAAGCCGCAGACUCGAACAUGCGCGUGAGUAAAGAGGAUCAGCACAGUGUCAGUGUGACCUGAGUGUGUGUGUGUGUGUGUGUGUGUGUGUGUGUGUGUAGAAGCUGACAGGCCGUUGCGGGAACAUUAACACUGAGUCCGGGAACAUCAGGAACAUCUCCAGGUUCCUCUGAGUGAGAGGUCAGAACCUUCAUCCCUCCUCAUCGCGUGUGUGUGUGUGUGUGCGUGCGCGCUCUUUAGUCAGGUGUGGUCAUGGCAGCGUGCGGCUCGGACUCCGUGCAUUACAUCCGUCUGCAGAAUGCGAGUGAGUGUGUGUUAGAGUCUCUGCGUUCUCAGCGACGUGACGGUGUGUUUUGCGACGUGACUGUGCGGAUCCAGGACGCGUCUCUGCGUGCUCACGCCUGCGUGCUGGCGGCCGGUAGUCCGUUUUUCCAGGACAAACUGCUGCUGGGCCACUCGGAGAUCAGCGUUCCGCCCCUGGUGCCGGCCGACGCCGUGCUGCAGCUGGUGGACUUCCUGUACAGCGGCUCUAUGGUGCUGCUGCGCUCUCAGGCCCUGCGCAUGCUCACCGCCGCCAGCAUCCUGCAGAUCAAGAGCGUCAUCGACGAGUGCACGCAAAUCAUCUCUGCCUCUGCCAACCAAAAACGGGCCGCAGCAGCAGCAGCCGCCGCAGCCGCCGCCAAGAGCCGGAGCACGGAGGAGGGUGGGGCCGUGGGAGGAGCCAUGCCUGGGUUUGGAUACACCAUGGAGGAGUGUGGAGAAGUCACAUCAGAAAGCACCGAGCAGUCAAGCGCACACUUUAUCUCACAUCAAGCAGGACUGCAGACAGGGGCAGGGCAGGGGGAGGCAGCCUCUCUGGAAGCGGGUGGAGUGGGCAGGAUGAUGCCCCCCCUCAGUGAUUUGAUGUGCAGGGGGGAUGGGCUCGGUGCAUCAGGGGGCGGAGCCUCUCUGAAGCCAGUGAGCUGUCCUCAGGAGAUCCAGAGUUACAUGCUGAACCAGAAUGCUGAGAGAAGCAACGUGCAGAACCAGAAUCCGAACAGGCCUGAGACAGGACACACCCCCAUCAACAACCCUGGACCAAUGGGGAGAGACGCUCUACGGGGCAGUGGGGGAGGGUUUGUGGGUGUGGCUGAGGAGCUGCCUGUGGGGAUGGAGAGGUUUAGUGAGGGGGAGGAGCUGGAGGACAGAGGGAGGGAUGGAGAGAGAGAGAGGGGGGCGGGACAUAGUCGCAAACAGAGACAACCGCUACGAUUACAGGUGAUCGGGCCAGAGCAGGUGGUGGUGAAAGACGAAGAGAACCUACAGGAAGGAGAAAACCUUUUCCAACUGGACGAGAGACAGGACACAACACACACACAAUCACACACACAAACCUACAGCCAGGCAGGGUUUUAUGAAGACCAGAAUGUGUAUGCUGGAGGUUUUUGGCCACAAACUGACACGUCUCAGGCUUUAGUGUCAAACCCUCGUUCCCGUGUCAGCAAACCCCUGUCCCCGCCCACUUCCUCUCACAUCAACAAUCAGAUGCUCUUUCAGUAUCCUGUCGGCGAAUCUCAGCCGUCCUCCUUCUUUGUGGGAGGAGCUAUGACGAUGGACAGCAUGCCGGAGACAUGCCAGCAGGCCCCUCCCCCACCCCCCUUGACCCCGGCCCCGCCCCCUCCGGCCCCACCAUGUGUUGCAGGUCCAAGUUUUACGGCUCAGGGAUCCGAAACAUCGUUUGACUGCAGCCAUUGUGGCAAAUCUCUGCGAUCACGCAAGAACUACAGCAAGCACAUGUUUAUACACUCCGGUCAGAAGCCCCAUCAGUGCAGUAUUUGCUGGCGUUCGUUCUCGCUGCGUGAUUACCUGUUGAAGCACAUGGUGGUGCACACGGGCGUGCGAGCGUUCCAGUGCAGCGUGUGCAGUAAACGCUUUACGCAGAAGAGCUCGCUGAACGUGCACAUGCGCACUCACCGCGUUGAGCGCAACUUCUCCUGCACUGUGUGCAACCGCGCAUUCACACACCGCACCCUGCUUGAGCGCCACGCCCUUCAACACCAGCACCCAGCUCCGCCAAUCAAACCCCCCACCAACCACGGAGCCAUGGGUGGAGCCGGUGGGACCGGACCCACCCCCUAGUGGCCACACCCAGAACUCUGGGUUAAUUACAAUGACUACCAUCAUCGUCAUCAUAAUAAUAAUAAUAAGAGAUACAAAUUUAACAACGAUGAUGAUGAUGACUGACGGUUAGAAUUGACAUUUAUUUAAUGUUUUAAAAAAACUGGGGCGUGUCUUUAAGACCAUAUAAGGACUUAGCUUGCGUCAGCUGACGGGGUUUUGGAGGUGAAUAUAAAAGCGAUACUAAAGUGCUGUGGCAUGCUAAUGAGCUACCUUAAGAUAAAUUGAUAUAAUCUUUGAUAUUACUUUAAGAUAAUUUUUAUUGUAAUUGUAGUUCAUACAAGCUAAUCUGCGCUUUCUAAUAAUAAUUUUAACUGAUAUUAACAAAUAUUAAUAGAUUUCUGAACCAAUGUUAGCUAAAAGUUAGCUAGCAAACAGCACAAACCUAACAGGAUUCAUGAGCAGGGAAUUAAAUGCUUUUAUAAACUAAAUUAAUAUUACCCUUUAGCUAAGCUAACCUGCAGACUUUGUGUUUAAUGUAAAAAAAAAAAAAAAGAAAAUAUUAAAGAUUGUGACAUUUAGCGUGUGCUAGCUGAAAUGAGCUAACUUCAUCAGUACCCAUUUUACCUCAGUGCUAGCUCGUCAGUCAGGUUAGCGUAAACGCUGAGAGUACUCACCGAAAUUGUCGCUAGCUGGUGAAGCGCCAAGCAGCGAGUGAAC
Silurus meridionalis is the source of this 2924-nucleotide messenger RNA. It is a transcript of the gene zbtb45, whose product is annotated as zinc finger and BTB domain containing 45. The transcript has 7 exons. Bases 360 to 2225 code for a protein of 621 amino acids. Gene Ontology annotation, biological process: regulation of immune system process; negative regulation of transcription by RNA polymerase II; regulation of cytokine production. The record is from RefSeq and is a predicted model, not a curated record. Gene Ontology annotation, molecular function: protein binding. Lineage: Eukaryota; Metazoa; Chordata; Actinopteri; Siluriformes; Siluridae.